GUAAGCUUUGAGCCGCUGGGAAUUACUUUUUUUUCUUUCGUGAAAUAAGUUGUUGACUAUAAUUUGUGGUAAAAUGGAAACGAUCAUACUUUCAACGAUCAUAGCUGUUCUUUGCAUUUUCGUGGAAUCUGUUUUUGGUGCAGCAUACCCUUUUGAGCAACCUACAAAACAGGAAUGUAUAGACAUGAUGCCAUCGUACUUUCAAACUAGUCCACAGAAAACGACGAAUCGUCCAUUCAAAAUUAAAGUCACCGAUAACAUAUAUCAGCAGACUGCUGUUAAAGUUACCAUAGAACGACUAGACAAUUUUCCGAUAAAAGGAUUAAUACUUCAAGCCAGGAGGGCCAAGUGUGAUGUAGCAAAUCAGAAAGAACCAGUAGGAAAAUUUUACCUAGCCGGUGAAAAAAUACUGCAACUUUUUAACUGUUCAAGGAAAGACGAUACUGUUGUAAAUCGGGCAUGGAUACCAAUAGAAAGAAACCUAGAAGUACAUUGGAGUAGCAAUAAUAUAGACUUUGGACGAGUAUAUUUCAUAUGA
Mytilus trossulus (common blue mussel) is the source of this 538-nucleotide messenger RNA. RefSeq lists its product as uncharacterized. The record is from RefSeq and is a predicted model, not a curated record. Lineage: Eukaryota; Metazoa; Mollusca; Bivalvia; Mytilida; Mytilidae. Bases 74 to 538 code for a protein of 154 amino acids. The transcript is spliced from 4 exons.